UAAACAGCUUAGCCAAAGGUGUUAAUCAAGAUAUAUGAAAUCUCUAUAUAAACAAACGGAAAGUGUUACUACGUAUACAAUAAAAAGAAGUUACUGAGAGAUUCAAAUAACCCAAAAGAACAACUGACGAAAUGAAGGUAUUUGUAAUUGUGUUAUUAGCCAUUGUAUUGGUGACAGUUGAAAGUCGACGAGGUGGAAAGGGAAGAGAAAAGGGGAAAGGAAAGGGACAUGGACAUGGAAAGAUACCCAGACUACCAUUUAUGUGUGAAGCACCUCUUACUGUCUGCCAAGGAGCAGAGUUGACUCUCCAGUGUGAUGCUGAUGAAACAAUUAUGGUUGCCGAGGCUACGUAUGGGGAUAUAACUUGUGAUGGCGAUAUCCGUGCUAGUCCGUCUACAUGUACAGAUACAGGUGCCACUGUCAGUGUUCAGACAUUGUGUGAUGGCAAAAUAUCUUGUACAUUCACAGCCAAUGAUGCCACUUUCACAACCUCUGCAUGUGCUACUGAUAAGGCCGAAAACUUGAUGGUCAGAUAUAAAUGCAAAGAUAACAGAGCUUUUGCCAGUUAUGGAGAAACUGCAGAAAUAAGCUGUCCAACUGAUACAAAGAUUGAGAUUACAAAACCUGUGUGUAGCCCUUCACCAUGUACACCUGAUAUCCAGACUGCCUGUAAUGGGAAAACAGAAUGUACUGUUGAAGGACCGACGAUGGCAUUUGUUGAAGGGACGUGCAUGGAACCACGAGUUAAAGUCGAAUGGAAGUGUGUCCCGUAAAUAAACAGAUCUAUAUUUAUCACUAUUCAUACCUUGUGUACCCCUUUUGAGAAGAAACAACCCAAUUGUGAUGUCUUAUUAAAGUGUGUUUUCCUUUUUUGUUGAAUUGAACAAAACAUCAUAUUAAUCAUUUGUUAUUUUACAUACAUUUGUACUUUUAAUAAAAAGAAUGAAAAGUUAAA
This is a messenger RNA of Mytilus trossulus (common blue mussel), 955 nucleotides long. RefSeq lists its product as uncharacterized. The record is from RefSeq and is a predicted model, not a curated record. The transcript is spliced from 4 exons. Lineage: Eukaryota; Metazoa; Mollusca; Bivalvia; Mytilida; Mytilidae. The coding region runs from base 132 to 773 and encodes 213 amino acids. Gene Ontology annotation, molecular function: carbohydrate binding.